AUGGACAGUCCAGCAAGGAGAUUUGCUCGCGUCGAAGAACUGUUCGAGCACUUAGCCUGCUUUACAGACGACCACACUAUGUUCUGGGCGCUAUGCCUUACCAGCCGCGCGUGUUAUCGAAUAUUCAGGAAACAUCUUUGGGCGGACAUUGUCUGGGACCAUCGCAGCGAUGGCUUUUUCCAGAACACCAACAGUCUUGAGGACUUCAUCAAGACGCACGCGAUAGACCUGGCUCAGGCGCGGUCACUGCGAGGCAUCAGAAGGGUCGACGCCGGCAUCCCACCUGGCAAGGACGACUCGUCAUACUUGGCUGGUAUGGAGAGGCUGCAACAGCACAUGCCCAAUCUGAAAAGCUACGAGUAA
Diaporthe citri is the source of this 363-nucleotide messenger RNA. RefSeq lists its product as uncharacterized. The coding region runs from base 1 to 363 and encodes 120 amino acids. The transcript has a single exon. The record is from RefSeq and is a predicted model, not a curated record. NCBI's taxonomy places the organism in Eukaryota, Fungi, Ascomycota, Sordariomycetes, Diaporthales, Diaporthaceae.